GCAAUCUAGUUUAUUAUAUAUAUCUAUGGUUACCGCACAAUUUUACCCGGCUUAACAACAACAGCAGCUGAUAUCGUUCUCUUUUUUAUCGUUAUCAAUUAUGGUUGUUCGUUUAAAUCUUGAUAACAAAAAGUCCAACUCGUGCGGUACGUGCGUAUUUCCGAUUUCGUAUUAUCGUACUUCGUUUGACAAUUGAAGAUCUAGCCAGUUUAUUCUAAAUAAAUGAAGAAUUUAAAAUGACUACAGAAACUGAAACUGCAUAUACAUCAGAUAUUUCAUCCACAAAACUCGAAUAUAUUUCAACUAAACCUGCAGAUACAUCAGAUAUUUCAUUCCAAAAACAAGGAUCGAAUUCAAAUGAAUCAACUAAAAGACUGCUAAAUGAUAUAAAUGAAGAAGAUUGUAAGAAAUUUAAAAAUGAUAAUGGCGUUGAAACACCAAUGUCCAAAAGACAAAUGAAAAAAAUUCUAAAACAGCAAAAAUGGUUAGAAAACAAGCCAUUACGAAGAAAAUUCAAUAAAGAAAAAAAGAAAGAAAAAAGAAAAUGGAAAGCCGAAAUGAAAGCAUCUGGUAACGAAAUACCUAAAGUAAAAACAAAAAAAAUGAGUGAAAGUACAUGUAAGCAGCGUGUUGUCUUAGACAUGUCAUACGAUCAUUUAAUGUCUGAAAAGGACUUAUGCAAGUGUUCAAAUCAAUUACUUAGAUGUUAUGGAAUAAAUCGCAGAAUGGAGAAUCCAAUGCAAUUAUAUUUUUGUAGUUUCGAAGGAAAAAUUAAAGAAACUAUGGCCAAACAUAAUGGGUUUGAAUUCUGGGAUAUAAAUUACAUCACGGAUUCUUUUGACAAAGCGUUCAACAAAGAAGAUAUUGUUUAUUUAACUAGCGAUAGUAAAAAUAUCAUAGAUACUAUGGAUGAAAACAAAAUUUACAUAAUAGGAGGCCUGGUUGACCAUAAUUCGUGUAAAGGUGCUAGUCUAAAAGUCGCAGAAUCUCUAGGUGUUGCUCACGCUCGACUACCUAUUACUGAAAAUAUUGAUAUGAAAACAAGGAAAAUAUUAACUAUUAAUCAUGUUUAUGAAGUGUUGUCAAAGGUAGUUUCUGGCAAUUCUUGGAAAGAAGCCCUUUUAAGUACAUUACCAAAACGUAAAAUAUUUUCAGCAAAACAUGAAAGUUCGUCAGAUGAAGAAAAUCAUAUUAUAAAAAACGAUGAAGAACAAAAUGAACAUACAGAUAUAAUUAACUCUGACAUUGUUGUAGAAGACAAUUCUAAAAACUAAAAAUGUUUUAUUUUUAUAAAUUAAAUCUUGAUACGUUGUUGACAAUAAUUUGUUAUUUAUGUACAAACAAUAUUACAAAAAUUUUGAUUCAAAAUAUUAAAUAUCGUUUUUGUAAAAUUAUU
Molecule: messenger RNA, 1396 nt
Organism: Adelges cooleyi (spruce gall adelgid)
Lineage: Eukaryota; Metazoa; Arthropoda; Insecta; Hemiptera; Adelgidae
Product: tRNA methyltransferase 10 homolog A
Exons: 6
Coding region: 237-1274 (345 amino acids)
Biological process (GO): tRNA N1-guanine methylation
Cellular component (GO): nucleus; nucleoplasm
Molecular function (GO): tRNA binding
Source: RefSeq, a predicted model, not a curated record